Molecule: messenger RNA, 1338 nt
Organism: Oldenlandia corymbosa var. corymbosa
Lineage: Eukaryota; Viridiplantae; Streptophyta; Magnoliopsida; Gentianales; Rubiaceae
Source: the annotation of a GenBank genome assembly
AUGCAAAACCUCCAUCAACCACCUUCCGCCACCGCCACCGCCACCGCCACCACCACCGCCGCCGCCACCACUACUCUGAAGCUUUCCACUCCCUGCAUCCUCCUUACCACCACAUUCAUAUCUCUCUUCCUAAUCUACUCCUUCUCUGCAUCCACUUCUCCAUCACUUCCUCCACGUCAUCCUUCACUCUUCCCUCCCAACUCUCCUCACCGUCUCCUCUUCCUCAACGCCCCCGCCGGCGACACUUCUGGCGAUGCCGGAAAAAACCCACUUGCCCCUCCCACUCCUCCUUCCAUUGCCUACCUCAUUUCCGGAUCCUGUAAUGACACGGGUCGGAUUUUCCGGCUACUGCUAGCAAUCUACCAUCCCAAGAAUACUUACCUCCUGCACCUUGAUUUCAGAGCUUCUCAAGAUGAACGGGAUUCUUUAGCUCGCAAAAUCGAAUCUUUUCCACUGUUUAAAGCUGCCCAGAAUGUCAAUGUUGUAGGAAGGGCUGAUGUUGUUUAUAGAGAUGGGUCGUCUUCUGUUUCUUCAAUUCUUCAUGGAGCUUCCAUUUUGAUGCGGAUUUCUGAUAAUUGGGAUUGGUUCAUCAAUCUCUCUGUUGAUGAUUACCCACUUGUUACUCAAGAUGAUCUUUUGCACAUAUUGUCAUAUUUGCCUAGGGACCUCAAUUUCGUUAACCACACAAGCUAUAUUGGAUGGAUUGAGUCGAGGAAGUUGAAACCAAUAAUAGUUGAUCCUGGGCUGUAUUUGACAGAGGAAAAUGAGGUGUUUUAUGCCACUCAGAAAAGGCCUCUCCCAGAUGCAUUCCAUCUGUUCACUGGUUCAUCAUCAGCUAUUUUGAGCCGCAAGUUCAUUGAAUUCAACAUCUUAGGUACAGAUAAUCUGCCUAGGACUGUGUUGAUGUACCUGGCAAACACCCCGGCCUCAGAAUCUGUUUACUUUCCGACAAUUCUGUGUAAUUCUCGGCAGUUCAAUAGAACUACAAUCAAUCACAGCUUGCAUUAUGUUUCUUUAAACCUAAGAAAGGAUCCCAUCCCACUUAAUAUGAGUUACUACAAUGAUCUAGUACGGAGUGGAUCAGCUUUUGCUUCCCCUUUCCUUCCAAAUGAUCCCAUUCUAGAUAGGAUAGACAAAAAAAUUCUUCACCGUGCUCCUGAAAAACCUGUGCCUGGGGGCUGGUGUUUAGGUGAUCCUGGGCGCGAUGUGUGCAAGGUUUGGGGUGAUGCCGAUGUUUUGAGGCCGGGCAAGGGAGCUAAAAGGCUUGAAAAACGCCUUGUUGGUCUUCUAUCCAGAGAAACACUUCAGUCCCACCAAUGUGUUGUUGAUAACUCAUGA